This is a messenger RNA of Spodoptera litura, 2922 nucleotides long. RefSeq names its product protein CLP1 homolog (gene cbc). Gene Ontology annotation, cellular component: nucleus; mRNA cleavage factor complex. The record is from RefSeq and is a predicted model, not a curated record. Gene Ontology annotation, molecular function: polynucleotide 5'-hydroxyl-kinase activity. NCBI's taxonomy places the organism in Eukaryota, Metazoa, Arthropoda, Insecta, Lepidoptera, Noctuidae. Gene Ontology annotation, biological process: mRNA 3'-end processing; tRNA splicing, via endonucleolytic cleavage and ligation.
UUUUUCUUAUGACAUGACAGGAGUCAGGUGUCAAAACGUUCUAUCUACUGAUUACGAUCGUGUUUGUGUUUGUGUCGCUAAUUUCUCUAUCAUUUCUUCUCUAAUUACUGCAUAGAGCGAAUUGAAAUAUAAACAAACAAUAUUUAGUAGUGUGUCAAAGAAUUUUCAAUCGCAACGAUGACGGAGGUACAGCUUCAAGAGUUCAAACUAGAGCCGGACUCAGAACUAAGAUUUGAAGUGGAAUCUAAAAACGAAAAAGUAGUUUUAGAGGUGAAGAGUGGUUAUGCGGAACUUUUUGGCACAGAACUCGUGAAAGCGAAGCCAUAUGAGUUCCAUACGGGUGCGAAAGUUGCUGUGUUCACGUGGCACGGCUGUACUGUGGAGUUGAGGGGUAAAACUGAAGUCAGUUAUGUGGCUAAAGAGACUCCAAUGGUGGUAUACCUCAAUGUCCACGCAGCUCUUGAGCAGCAAAGAGUGGCAGCGGAACAGGAGUCCACUCGAGGUCCAGUCACCAUGGUUGUUGGACCUGGAGAUGUGGGCAAGUCCACUCUUACCAGGAUCCUAUUGAAUUACGCAGUGAGAAUGGGACGGAGGCCCAUUUAUGUUGAUCUUGACGUUGGGCAGGGACAUAUUAGUGUACCGGGUACUAUAGGGGCACUCUUGGUAGAAAGACCAGCAUCAAUAGAGGAAGGGUUCAGUCAGCAGGCCCCACUGGUGUAUCACUUUGGACAUAGUUCUCCAGGAGAGAACCUCGAACUGUACAACACUAUAGUGGGCAGACUGGCUGAGGUGAUCGCUGAACGAUGUGAGAAUAAUAAAAAAGCAUCGACAUCAGGAGUCAUCAUCAACACUUGUGGGUGGAUUAAAGGAGAUGGAUAUAAGGUGCUCUCACACGCUGCUCAAGCUUUUGAGGUUGAUGUGAUCCUGGUUCUGGACAAUGAGAGACUUUACAACGAGCUCAAGCGAGACAUGCCUAAGUUUGUGAAAGUCGUCUAUUUACCAAAGAGUGGAGGUGUGGUAGAAAGGUCGUCGACACAGCGCGCGGAGGCCCGCGACGCGCGCAUCCGCGAAUAUUUCUAUGGCAAACGGACGCCGUACUACCCGCACUCCUUCGAUGUCAAGUUCAACGACUUGAAGAUAUAUAAGGUGGGCGCGCCGUCGCUGCCGGCGUCGUGCAUGCCGCUGGGCAUGCGCGCGGCGGACGCGCUGACGAAGGUGGUGCAGGUGAGUCCGUCGGGCGCGCUGCAGCACCGCGUGCUGGCCGUGUCGUUCGCGGCCGGCCCGCACGACGACGUACUGCACUCCAACCUCGCCGGCUUCGUCUGCGUGUCAGUACCUUCCACUAUCUUUAUAUAUAUCAUUCUGCAGCACCGCGUGCUGGCCGUGUCGUUCGCGGCCGGCCCGCACGACGACGUACUGCACUCCAACCUCGCCGGCUUCGUCUGCGUGUCAGUACCUUCCACUAUCUUUAUAUAUAUCAUUCUGCAGCACCGCGUGCUGGCCGUGUCGUUCGCGGCCGGCCCGCACGACGACGUACUGCACUCCAACCUCGCCGGCUUCGUCUGCGUGUCAGUACCUUCCACUAUCUUUAUAUAUAUCAUUCUGCAGCACCGCGUGCUGGCCGUGUCGUUCGCGGCCGGCCCGCACGACGACGUACUGCACUCCAACCUCGCCGGCUUCGUCUGCGUGUCAGUACCUUCCACUAUCUUUAUAUAUAUCAUUCUGCAGCACCGCGUGCUGGCCGUGUCGUUCGCGGCCGGCCCGCACGACGACGUACUGCACUCCAACCUCGCCGGCUUCGUCUGCGUGUCAGUACCUUCCACUAUCUUUAUAUAUAUCAUUCUGCAGCACCGCGUGCUGGCCGUGUCGUUCGCGGCCGGCCCGCACGACGACGUACUGCACUCCAACCUCGCCGGCUUCGUCUGCGUGUCAGUACCUUCCACUAUCUUUAUAUAUAUCAUUCUGCAGCACCGCGUGCUGGCCGUGUCGUUCGCGGCCGGCCCGCACGACGACGUACUGCACUCCAACCUCGCCGGCUUCGUCUGCGUUACGGCAGUGGACAUGGACCGACAGAUGCUGACGAUCCUGUCCCCGCAGCCGCGGCCGCUGCCUAACACCGUCCUGCUCCUGUCGGAGCUGCAGUACAUGGACAACCACUAGUCCGUGCUAUUUGGCCCGCGGGUGCGUCACGCCUUCUGUAACAUCUCGCUCACUCAUUGAGCGGGACCUUCAUUGUGUGUGCUCUUUUCUUUAUAAAGGUCAGUUAGGACGACUAAGGAAAUGGUAUAAAAGUCACCAGUUCAUCACCACUGUUAAUAUAUCAGUCACAAGGUGUGAACUGCUGGAUAUGGGGCUUUUAGAUCACUUUGUUAGAAUUAGAACAUGAAUAUAAGAAGUUGUCGUCAUUUUUUAUUGAGACAUAGGUGUCGAAUUAUGGAUUAAAGAAAAUAUUGAUGUGAAAAUGUGUUGCUAUUAAUUUUCUGAUUAUGAAAUUAUUCUUUAUGAAUUUUGUAUGCCAAGGGAAGGUUUUUUUACGAAUGAACCAUGUAUAAUGUGUAAUUUUAUAUUAAUCAAUUUUAUGUGCAUGCAUUAAUAAAACAAUGAAUAAUGUUUUCUUUUACGUAAUAUGAAAUACGCUCCUAGAACUAUGAUAGCAUUAUCAUAUUUGUUUUACAUUCAAGAUCAAUUUCUUCAUCAAAUUAACUUUCGACCGAAAUGAGAAAAGAGCACAUUGUGAUAGUUACAUUGCGUUACGCAGCCGGGAGUCAAACUUGUGUCCUUGGUGAUGUGAUAUGUGACAGAUCUCCAGAUCUAAAAACUGCCUGUACAUAUAUUUAAAGUAGACAUUUUAACGAAUAAUAAUAAAAGACUGUUGUUUUAAAACGACCAUGUAAUACUAAUUAAAAUGAUAUGUGAAAUAUA